AUGAAUUUUAAAAUAUUAAUUGUCUGUGGAUUAUUAAUAGUGAGCUGUUACUCAGCACCAAGACAUCGUCGACAGGCAGAUGAUGACAAAACAGAGGGAGAAGGUGGAAAUAAUACGGGAGGACAGAUAGAAGAACCAACAGAUCUAACUGACGAAGAAAUAGAGAAAGCAAAAGCUGCAUCACAGGAAGUACCGCAGGAAGUUACUGAGGAUACACAAAAAAGUGAUCCACAAAACGACGGGCAGUCACCAGACCAGGAUAUAGAACAGCAAGAUAAUGGAGGUGAUGAUAGUACAUCCGAUAAUGAUCCUAGUGGAAACAAUGACAAUGAUGGUGAUGGUGGUGAUACAGAGCACGGUGAGGGUUCUAAUGAAGAUAAUGAUGGAAAUAAUGAUAACAAUAAUGAUGAAGAUAACAGCGAAAAUGAUGAGGGCAAUGAUGAAAAUGGUGAAGGCAGUGGUAUGAAUCCGGACGAUGAAGACUCUGGUGAUAGCGAUCCAACUGAAAAACCUGAAGAUGAUUCAGAUUUAAAUGGUGGUGAUACAGAGAAUGGUGAAGGUUCUGAUGCAAAUGAUGAUAGCGGUAAUGAUGCAGAUAACGGUGAAAAUAAUGGGAACGAUGAUAAAAAUGGUGAAGGCAGUGGUAUGAAUCAGGACAAUGAAGACUCUGGUGAUAGCGAUCCAACUGAAAAACCUGAAGAUGAACCUACUUCCGAUGAUCCAAGCCCAUCAGAAGACACUGAGACUACUGAAAAACCUGAAGAUGAUUCGGAUUUAAAUGGUGGUGAUACAGAAGACGAUAAGGGCUCUGAUGAAAAUAAUGAUGGAAAUGAUGAAGGCACUGAUAUGAACCAAGACAAUGAAGAUUCUGGUGAUAGUGACCCAACUGAAAAUCCAGAGAACGAACCAACUUCUGAUGAUCCAAGCACAACAGAUGACACUGAGACUACUGAAAAAUCUGAAGAUAACUCAGAUUUGAAUGAAGCUGCAAAAAGUGCUGAUGACGAUACCAAUGAUGGAAGUAUCACAGACGAAACCAAUGAUGAAUCAACUGACUUAGGAGCUCCUCCUGGGUCAGAUAGCGACAGUAAGGCCGAUGGAACUACAGAAGAUUCUUCUGCUGGAGACGAUGAUAGCAGCGAUGGAACUACGAAAGAUUCUUCGGCUGGAGAUGAUAGUAACGAUGGUACUACAGAAGAUCCUUCUGCUGGAGAUGAUGAUAGUAGCAGCGAUGGAACGACUGAAGAUUCUUCUGCUGGAGAUGAUGAUAGUAGUGAUGAAACGACAGAAGAUCCUUCUGCUGGAGAUGAUGAUAGUAGCAGCGAUGGAACGACUGAAGAUUCUUCUGCUGGAGAUGAUGAUAGUAGUGAUGAAACGACAGAAGAUUCUUCUGCUGGAGAUGAUGAUAGUAGUGAUGGAACGACAGAAGAUUCUUCUGCUGGAGACGAUGGAACGACUGAAGAUUCUUCUGCUGGAGAUGAUGAUAGUAGUGAUGAAACGACAGAAGAUUCUUCUGCUGGAGAUGAUAGUAACGAUGGUACUACAGAAGAUUCUUCUGCUGGAGAUGAUAGUAGCGAUGGAACGACUGAAGAUUCUUCUGCUGGAGAUGAUGAUAGUAGUGAUGGAACGACAGAAGAAUCUUCUGCUGGAGAUAAUGAUAGUAGCGAUGGAACGACAGAAGAUUCUUCUGCUGGAGAUAAUGAUAGUAGCGAUGGAACGACAGAAGAUUCUUCUGCUGGAGAUAAUGAUAGUAGCGAUGGAACUACUGAAGAUUCUUCCGCUGGAGAUAAUGAUAGUAGUAGUGAUAAAAAUACCGAAGAACCUCCUGCGUCAGAUGACAACAGUAAUAACGACGGAACAACCGAAAAGCCUCCAGCUUCAGAUGACGAUAGCUCAGGAGACUUAGAAUACAGAAACGGUAAAGGUACAAUUGCUACUGUGCUUAGUUCUGUCGAUGAUUUACUUAACGCUCCUUUGAAGGGAUUAAAAAGCGUAUACAAUUUCUUUGGUCGUCAGUUUGGUUGGGAUCAUGCCGAUCGAACUUAG
Aphidius gifuensis is the source of this 2046-nucleotide messenger RNA. RefSeq names its product dentin sialophosphoprotein-like. The record is from RefSeq and is a predicted model, not a curated record. NCBI's taxonomy places the organism in Eukaryota, Metazoa, Arthropoda, Insecta, Hymenoptera, Braconidae. Bases 1 to 2046 code for a protein of 681 amino acids. The transcript has 3 exons.